AUUACACGUGACUUACAUACGGCUUUCCAUUCAGCGUGAACCGCGUGAUUGAAUUGUUGAAUCUGCAAAAAUCUCGUUUGUUUAAGUCUACAUUCCCUGUUUUUGUUACAAAUAUGAAAGUUAAGGGCAGCAAAGAUAAGCAGAAAAAGGAGAAGAAAGAUGUCCCUCCCAAGGAAGAAGAAAGCGAGGAAGAAGUCUUAGACAGCGAAGAAGAAGAAAAAAAGAAAAGCAAGAAAUCGAAAAAGAGCAAGAAAGAUAAUAAGAAAAAGAACAAGAAAGAAAGUAGUGAUGAAGGUUCUGAUGAAGAAAGUGAGAAAGAAGAUAAAAAAUCUAAAAAACGUAAGGCUAAGGCAGAGAAAGAAUCUAUCCCUUCUAAGAAGGCCAAGAAAUCCAAGAAAGCAAAAGAGUCGUCUUCAGAUGAAGAUUCAAGUGACGAAGAUGAGAAAAAAUCCAAGAAACGUAAGGCAAAGUCCGAAAAAGAAGAGGUUCCCUCUAAGAAAUCUAAGGACAGUAGUUCCGAGGAUGAGGAAUCAGGUGAAGAAAAAGAAAAUGGUGCAAACGGUACAACUGAAGGAAACAAGAAAAUAUUCGUCAAAGGUGUAAGGGAUUUGACUGAAGAUCAGUUAAUCAAAUUCUUCAAGAAGAAGAAGAUCCCAUUGGAAAAUGUUGACAAAAAAGAAGACAAAGAUUUUGCGAUAAUAACUCUGGAAAAUCCUCUAGAUAUGGAUACUGCAACUGGUCUAGAUGCCUCAGAAUAUAAAGGAUGUACUUUGUAUAUAAAGCAGGAUGGACAACCCGACACCAAAAAGGAAGAUAAUUCUUUUGUAGCAGAAAAGAGUGAAGAUAAUGGAUUUGAAGAAAAGGAUAAAAGAACGCUUUUUAUUAAAAAUAUCGCCGAUAGUGUAACUGAAGAUGAUUUGUACAACGUCUUCAGUACUGCAACUGAUGUUAGACUCGCAAAAGACAAGCAAAAUGGUUAUGGCCAUAGAGGAUUCGCUUUUGCCGAGUACGAGACUGAGGCUCAGGUUGAGACAGCUCUCAAUGAAAACCAAGGACACACUUUGAAAGGUAGAUCGUUGUUUUUGGAUUUUUGUGGUUCUAAGAGCAAGAACAGCAAGGGACCUAAGAAAUCAUUUGAUGGUGGUAAUCGAGGCAGUAGCUCCAGUACACUAUUUGUGAAGAAUUUGAGUUUUGAUACAACUGAAGAAGGUCUUCAGAAAGCAAUGGGAGGUACUGCAGCUCGCAUUAUUACUCACUCAGAUACUGGUAGAUCGAAAGGUUUUGGAUAUGUCGAGUUUGAUUCAGAAGAGGAUGCUAAGAAAUGCUUGGAGGAGAAACAAGGAUGUGACAUAGACGGAAGAAGUGUAUUUGUCGAUUUCUCAACACCACGCGGAGGAGGAGGAGGCGGCGGCGGCGGCUUCAGAGGAGGUCGUGGGGGUGGAUUUGGAGGUGGCGGCGGCGGUGGAUUUAGAGGUCGUGGCGGUCGCGGCGGUGGAGGAUUCAGAGGAAGAGGUGGUCGUGGAGGUGGCGGUGGAUUCAGAGGUAGACCGAGCACUGGGGUUCAGCAAUACGCGGGAAAGAGACAAACAUUUGAUUAA
Messenger RNA from Dimorphilus gyrociliatus, 1598 nucleotides. The record is from the annotation of a GenBank genome assembly. Lineage: Eukaryota; Metazoa; Annelida; Polychaeta; Dinophilidae.